Rhagoletis zephyria (snowberry fruit fly) is the source of this 452-nucleotide messenger RNA. Its product is annotated as POC1 centriolar protein homolog. The record is from RefSeq and is a predicted model, not a curated record. NCBI's taxonomy places the organism in Eukaryota, Metazoa, Arthropoda, Insecta, Diptera, Tephritidae.
AUGGGUAAUAUAAAUUUUGCCUGUAUUCAACAGUUGCUCGUUUGGAAAUCUAAUUUGCAUACAAUUGAUUCCAAUAGCUCUCGCAACAAACAAGCCAGUUCUCAAAGAGUCCAAAUUGAUUUUAGUCAUGCAACAGCUCCACAUAACUCCGCCAUAGACACACCAGUUGCUGGAGUACCAAAAAGCUGUGAUGACAGUAUUUUAAUUGAUCCACGACAAUCGGUGGCAUAUGGAAUGCGUGAUGGAAAUUUUCUGGUGCUUGGUAGCCAAUAUACUACAAGAGUGAAACGCUACAAUUACAUUAAGAAGCUCAUAGAGGACAGAGCGGUUGGUGAGGAAGGUGUCGAGUUACUGCAGUACUGCAACUGGGAAAAUCCGCAUUUCGCACGUGCCCCACUCGUAUGGAAUAGUAGCUUAUGUCAAAAGGCUGGUUUUAGUAUAAUGCGGCAUUC